Messenger RNA from Vitrella brassicaformis, 2338 nucleotides. The record is from the annotation of a GenBank genome assembly. Lineage: Eukaryota; Vitrellaceae.
GUCGGAUACACUUCUGCAUAUCUAUUUCUCCGCAGGCUGCCUAUCGUCCACUGAAUGUCCGCCGGACCAACUCGAAGGUGUCGGUGAGACGUUCUUGCGACACCCGUGCCAAGUUAGCGGCGGUCUCGGCAAAGGUGUGAUCGGGGCCCUUCUUCUUCCACUCGAGAUCUGGCAAAGACCGUGAUAGGUCGCCGGAAUCUGCAGCACCGCAGAAGCCAGCGAUUGCAUAAGUGGGUGGGUGGGUGGGUGCAUGAUUCGUACUGUCGAGCUCUGUCAGAAUGUCCCUGAUCUUGUCGGUCAGCUCGCAGCCAAACUCCUUCUUGUACUGAUUGACAUUAAAGCCAAGUUCGCACCUCCUUCCCGUGUCUGCCCAUGUGCGUGUGUUCGUCUUACCCACUCUGCCAACGACACGAGGCUCUGCGCCUUCCUUCCAGUCACCUUCUUCAAAACCAACGCAAACAUGAACAGGACGGGCUUCACUGCACAACAUGACGCCCCACCAGCGUCAACAGAUGACACAUGAGUCCACCGUGUGUGUGUGUGUGUGUGUGUGAUUGAGCUGCCCUUACCGCCCACUAUGAUCUCGGACUUCUUCUUCUCUUCCCACACAACCAGAAGGGCAUCCUCCACAAGCUUGGCAUUGCGCAUGUCGUCAGCACUCUGACACGCACAAAAACCAGGAGAAUGAGGGCCUUGAAUUGGUCUCCCACCCACCCACCCACCCACUCAUCGACCCGCCCACCCACCGACCCACCAACAACCCACCCGUAGGUUGUGUCUUGCAAGGUUGAUGAUGCGCAUCUCAGGAUGGGCUGGGCGCUUGUGAUUCAGGCGCCAGGAGGUCAGCUCGUCCGCUGCAAAGAAGAACGCCUUACCCCUGAGCUCCACUUCGAACGCGGCUAUCUCCCUGCGGACAUACAGUAGGCAGCAAUGGAUGAGUGGUGUGUGCGUGAGUGGCGGCCCCUGCCGCUCUCCUACCCCUCAUACAGAUCCAGGCCAGCCUGCAGAACACACACGCACAGACAUAGAUGCAGCUGGCGUGUCGGCGGCAUAUACCUACCGUGCUGAUGACUGCAGACGCAGCCUCGACCUACACGCAUGACCACAUGAGCACACGGGUGGAUGACACGCGUGUGCUCAUGUGUCCCGUACCACUUCUCUCGCUGAGCCGGCAUUCCUUGCUGAGCCCUCAUUGCUGCUGAUCGACGCCUCCCUGCGCCCAUGGGGCAAAGGAGGGGGAAUGGGGACGAAGAGUUCACACAGGCCGUCAAGAAGCUCGGAGAUGUCCGUAGGGUCCUUCGGCAGGGCAGGGGGAUCCGGCAGACGGCCAGGGGCACUGUGGGAAAGAAACCAUAGAAGGAGGGCAGCAGUGAUGGCGUGUGUCUGCGUGUCUGCUGGUCUCAUCGGGUGUCUGCCAGCCUGCUUACAUGAGAGGACUUGCAUCAGGUAUGUCCUUCUGCAGGAAGGGGUGCUGCUGCAGCUCUAGUGCUGUCGGGCGGUCCUCAGGCUCGACAGUCAGACACCUGCACGAAUCAAAAGGACACAGAUGGAUGCACUGCUCAGGGACUGAUACACUGUCUUACAACUUGACGAAGUGGCAGAAUUCUGGUGACCAUUUCCUUUUGUCCAAAUGAACAUGGACAGACACAUGCGCCAGAGCUGAUCGAGGGUGAUGGUCACCUGAAAUCCCGCAGACCCUUGGCCGGCUCAUGCUUGACCUUCAUCAAGGCCUGCGCACACAGAAAGCGCGAGCAGCCCUUCGGCCAUUCACCGAUGGCAUAGACGUGUUCUGUUCUCGCCUCGAAGGUACCUUUGUUUUCGAUAUAUUUCCGGUCGACAGGUAGGUCGCGUUCAGCCAACUCGAUACACGUGACACCCAGCCCCCAUAUGUCAGCCUGACGCAGAUACAGACACACAAGUGACAGAUUCAGUGGAUGUGGUGCGCAUCUUUUGUGUGAACAUACCGGACUGCCAUAGUGUCUCUCGAGAUUUGAGGGUGGUGAGUAGACGGCCUCUGGUGCUAUGUGCGUCAGAGUUCCUGACAAGACACACACACAGACACACACACACCUACCUCUGAUGCUCUUCCUUCUGCCCCCAUGCAUCCAACCCCCCCCACCCACCGACUGGCGUCCUGCAGGCCGAAGUGUCGCCCCCGAGCUGCACACAUGCGCCGAAAUCACCUGCAUGGCACGGCCAAGAGACGCACAGGCACAGCCAUAACGAUGCGUGCGUCCACUGCCCUCCUCCCCCACUUACACAACUUGACGCGUCCUUUGCGAGUGAGAAGCAGGUUGUUUGCCUUGACAUCCCGGUGGACGAUGCGUUUGGCGUGCAU